Molecule: messenger RNA, 2848 nt
Organism: Geodia barretti
Lineage: Eukaryota; Metazoa; Porifera; Demospongiae; Tetractinellida; Geodiidae
Source: the annotation of a GenBank genome assembly
UUUUUUGCAGGUCGCUACUAUAAAAUGAGGAGUGAGUUGACACAGUCGCAUUGAUUCCGAGAUGCCGUCCACUACUGCCGUGCUCGCGGUCUUGACUGCAGUUGUUUGCUGCUCCGUAGUGUCGUCGCAGCAGAGCGGCGUCGGCAGCGGCUCGGGGCCCCUCACACCCGACUACAUUCCCGUGUGCAGCGAAGAGAGUUACUCGCAGACGCCGUACCCGCCGAUCCCGACGCUCCCCAAUCAGUUUUACACCGCGUUCGAGUUCAGCUACUCGGAGGAGAACCGCUCCUACGUUUUUUCGGAGCAUUACGACGACCCGGGUAACAGGGCUAGACUGGACUACGUUUUGGAGGACUCGGGAGAGCCUGGUGUGGAAAUAUAUGACUAUGAUCUGGGAGAGGCCUUCCUUAUCCCCGACCGGGAGAGAAACGUGGCGUGUGGAGUAAAGUCACUCGAAGAACCUUCCUCGUUUCUCAACGACAGUCUUUUUCGUUUCAGAUAUGUGAACGGGAGUAUUCACGUUGGCAGCGUGAAGGGAAUUUUUGACCUGGCAGGCAACCAGUCAGCAAGGAAUUGCCCGCAAAAGAAACUGCGAGGAAUCCUCUGCGAUUGCUGGGAAACGUGCCACAACUUUGACAACCUUUCCUAUACGGUCACCUACUAUUUUUCGUCGUCAGAAUGGAACUAUUACUUUCCCGGGGAGGCGACUAUUCCCGUCCAAAUCAAUGUGCACGAAGCCAGUCUCGAAGACGAUGGAACCCUGAGUGAGUCAGAAACACUUACAGCUUUUUCGGGUUCCACAGUGGUCCGAGUGCAGUACCAGACUCUGCGUUUGAGGUCCCGACGGGGCUGCCUUGUCUGGGCCGGAUCUCAGGCAAAGAUCUCCCUCAAGUGCCUCAGUACUUCAGUAUGCACAUUGAGAGGGUGGUGGAUGCCAAUACAGUCACAACUGAAAGGGAGUUUUACGACACGCAACUGUUUAGAGUUGAUUUUCUCUAUGAGAGCACCCCGUACUCUGUCAUCCACGACUUUGAACUCGGCCUCCAGUACUUUAUCAACAGGCGCCUGAGCAACUGCUCCGUCGAUUCAAUCGCUAAUCUGAACUUCUCGUCAUAUGACAUCGCAGGUGGACCAGACGGGGCCAAAAGAAUGCGAACUCCGACGGAAUUCUUCCGCGUGGGGGCCGGAUACAACUUCUCAUACGAAGGGGUGACCAAGAUACGAGGGAUUGAGGCCGAGGCGUGGAUCUCGGUCAGAGACUCAUUCCCGUUGAAUCUCGGUUCCAAAGUCGUGAACGGAACGGUGGAGCUGUUUUACUCUCGACCUGGGUCCACUAUCUCCAGUCUUCUCUCUAAUGAGACCGCACCAGUCCCCCUGGCCAUUAACCUGACUGGUACACUGUGCUAUGACGGUGAUGACUGCGGGAAAUCAACCAGCCUCUCUUCUUUUUCCACCUUUUACGAUUUUUCAACUACAGAGCCCGACUUUGAUGUUUUCGACACGUCUUUCUGCGCCCAACCGGGCCAGUAUAGGAUAAUCUCAAUGAAGAUUCCGGGACACGAAUUCGGGGCAGACAUCGGGCAACUGCGCAGGAGCAUACGACUCGGGCUAACUGAAUACGCCAAUAUAUCACUGCUGCAGGUUGCAAGCAUUGAGGUUGUCGGUGAAGACGACAAGUACAUUUACGUCACUCUGCAAAUUCUUCCCGUGCCAUCGGCUGCUGACUACCCCGAUCCCCAAUCUCCUGAUGACGUCCUCCAAGAUCUGCGGAGCUUCACCACCUCAGACGACUGUUUUCCCUUUACCAUCCAGCUGCCCUCGAGUGGAGAGAAAGUGAGGCCGUGCUGGGUGAGAGUGGACCCUGUUUGCCCCACCACUUCUGAGCCAACAGAGUGUCCUGGUGUGUCCUCUUCCAGUUCUAGCAGUGGUGUAUCGAGUGGGGCUGCUGCAGCAAUCGCGAUAGUCAUGUUCAUUGUGGGCAUGAUCUGUACCAUGGUCCUGGUCCUGGUGGUGAGGUUCUGCCGGACUCGACGCAGGGGAUUCAACCUCCUCCACAGCAAGUACAGGAAACAAGAGAACGAGAUGGAAGGCUUUGCCGACUGACUAACUCGCGCAAUAACAUAUCUCUCAUAGUGGUUUGUGUGACAAAUCACAUUGCGUAUGUACGUGUUUAUAGGUACUUAAUGCACCAACUGCUGCCUAUGUUUUUGUGUGCCAACUGUUUAUUUGCAGUGUUGUUGUUGUUGCCGUAUAAAACCACAAUUGAAACGGACACAGAAAACAUAACAGAGGGACCAACAGUGGAGAAUACUUUCAGUUUAAUGGUAUACAAUACACAUGAAAUGAUAGUGCCUGUGUGUUAGAGAUUGGAGUCUUUGUAAUGACUCUUUGAUACUUGUCAGCUAUGCUGUUGAAAGAGCCGAGUGUUAUUUAUAGAACAAGUGACAUCAUCCUACUAUUGUUAGUACUCACAGAUUCGAGGUCUUGUGACAUCUCUUUCAUCUUGUUUUUGGUGUCAGUGAAAUGGCUUUCAACACGAGUGGCAUUCUAUGUGACACAUGUUAGGGGGCUGGCCAGGUUGUUGCAAUUGGUAGCAAGAACAAAGCACUCUUGAAGUGAACGACACUUACCUGUACUUCGUUGGGGGCUGUGCUGUUGAGAAGUGAGAAGACUAGAACUGUCUUUCAAUCUCUGCAUGUAAGAGACGCUGCUAAUGUAAAACUUUGGUAGAGCGUAAAGCAUGAGUGCAAGGGUAAGAUCACUUCUGAGAGUGGUUUUCAAUGGCAAGCACUUACGUCUUUCCUAUUCUCCCUUUGUCCGAGUGGAACUUGGUCACUGGAGCUGCGUA